Molecule: messenger RNA, 841 nt
Organism: Nannospalax galili (Upper Galilee mountains blind mole rat)
Lineage: Eukaryota; Metazoa; Chordata; Mammalia; Rodentia; Spalacidae
Product: carboxylesterase 1D-like
Exons: 4
Coding region: 395-826 (143 amino acids)
Biological process (GO): lipid catabolic process
Cellular component (GO): lipid droplet; endoplasmic reticulum
Molecular function (GO): carboxylic ester hydrolase activity
Source: RefSeq, a predicted model, not a curated record
UUUAAUUAAAAUAAUAUAUAUAUAUAGUUGAAGUUUACAUAGACAUAGAUGGAUAUAAUCCAUGUCCUUAAUCAUGGAUUCUGUAUUUGGAAAUUAGCUCAUUUACUAAAAUGUGUGUGUAACCCUAAAUCAGAACUUAUGACACUGCUGUGGUCAGGUGUGCAGCACAUGCAGAGUAGGAAACACUCGGGCUCCCACCUGAGGGCAAAGAUAAAGCCCUGUGUUCUCCUUCCCCCUCACAGCUCACAAGAGCAUUUGUGGUCUAUUUUGUGCUAUUUUUUGAAAAACAAUAAUUUGUUGUUUUAAGUGACUUCUCUGUUUAAGAUACUCUGGAGUGUAGUGACGACGAGCUGUCCAGUGCCGAGCACAAGCGGCUGUGAGGAGCUGUACGAAGAUGCAUAGGACAGCUGAGAGCUAUCCUUUCCUGCCUACAGUGAUUGAUGGAGUGGUGCUGCCAAAGGCACCAGAAGAGAUUCUGGCUGAGAAGAAUUUCAACACUGUCCCGUACAUCAUUGGGAUCAACAAGCAAGAGGCUGGCUGGAUCAUGCCGACGGGGAUGGGCUUUCCAUUCUCUGAAGGCAAACUGGACCAGAAGACAGCCAACUCCCUCCUGUGGCAGUGCUACCCCUUGACUAAAAUUUCUGAGAAUCUGAUUCCAGCGGCCACUGAGAAGUAUUUAGGAGGGACAGAUGACCUUGUCAAAAAGAAAGACCUGUUCCUGGAUUUGAUUGCAGAUGUGAUGUUUGGUGUCCCAUCUGUGCUGGUGUCCCGUGGCCACAGAGGUGAGUCUCACAUGUUGGAUGGCAGAGGGACAGAGGUUCACUAGCUAGAUUCCCUGACC